CAAGGUUCAGUGUCAAGGUAGCAUUCGCAGAAGUAACAACCAUUAGCUUUUUCUCUUCCUCCCUUUGCUAAAGGAAAAUGAUUCAGGAAUGAAGAAGAGAACAAUACGGAUAAAGAGAGAGUACUUGAAAGGUUUCUUAGAGAAAGCAAGAGACAAGGUCAUAAUUUUUUUUCUGCAUUUUUUAACCUUUCUCUGACAUUUUCUGAAGGACAGACGGAAUUGUUGAGCAGGAUGGAGCAGCUUAACAAGGCCAAUGCAUGUGACACGACCUCAGGCUCCAUGUCACCUCGUGUCACAACUACGGAUGCCAGUCUGGAGGGAUCUACUGUUUCCUCGAGUGUGCCUGACUAUGCCUUGUGUAGUGAGGAUGAUAGUGAAGAGCAAUUGCGUGAAAACCCUGAAUGCAUGCUGUUACUUUCACCUACUAUUCCUCGCAAGGUUCCUGCUCACAAGUUUUCUCUCACCCCUAAACCAAAAGAUGCGCUAAUAAAAAAGUAUCAAGCAGAAGUGGAGGAUGAGAUAAAGAUGGAUUUAACAACACCACAUACAUCAAUCAAUAUUGCUCUUGAUUGUCCUGAUUGCUUGCCUAAUUUAACCUUCAGUGCAUAUGUUUUUGUCCAUGACUUGCCUGCUGUGAGGUACUAG
Molecule: messenger RNA, 645 nt
Organism: Penaeus vannamei (Pacific white shrimp)
Lineage: Eukaryota; Metazoa; Arthropoda; Malacostraca; Decapoda; Penaeidae
Source: RefSeq, a predicted model, not a curated record